AUGCCUCCAGGUGGCCUUCUCUCGCUCCGGCAGACAGAAGAACGUGUUCGUCAGGAUGAGGCGGUGUUCUGCGCAGGUGCGGAGGAGAAGCAGGCCGUUGUCGUUGGAGCCGCGGACACCGUGAGGACACAGCACUCCCCUCCAGGCAGUAUGGUCUGUGCCGACGCGGGCGUUGAAGUCACCAAGGACAAUCAACUUGUCCUCCUUCGACACAGUCGCCAAGAGGGCAUGCAGGUCCUCGUAGAAUUUGUCUUUGACGGCGUCGGGGCUGCUCAUCGGCGGAGCGUAGGCGCUGAUGAUGGUGGCGAACUUGCCUCCUCGCCGGAGGGGCAGGCGGAGGCUCAUCAGGCGAUCGUUGAUUCCCUGCGGUAG
This is a messenger RNA of Spirometra erinaceieuropaei, 372 nucleotides long. Lineage: Eukaryota; Metazoa; Platyhelminthes; Cestoda; Diphyllobothriidea; Diphyllobothriidae. The record is from the annotation of a GenBank genome assembly.